CCGAAAAUCGGGGAGCGGCAGAGGGAAAGCAAGGAGGGAGAAGGGACUAGUGCGGUUGGGGAAGGGGGUAGCUCCGAAGGUGGGCUCAAGAAGAUAGUCACCACCCUCACCCGGGCACUGAACAAAAACCAGGGGUACCUCGCAAAUGCGAAGAAGAAACUCACGUUAGACGGGGCAAACAUAAUGGAGUUUCUGAUAGACUAUGAGAACCUAGCAGCCUUAUUGAAAUGGACGGAAGAGGAAAAGAUGGAGUACCUAGGGCAGCACGUGUCGCUAAGCUUGGGAAGGGACAUUAUGGCCAUCGUCGCCUCCAGUGGAUCCUGGAAAGAAAAUAGGAAUGAGAUGAUGAGGAAAUAUCUGAAGGCAGAAAAAAUGGCAACAGAGGCCGAAUUAGCCGCAGUCCAGAGGAAAAACUAUGCGACUUACAACGAUUUCCUAAGGGCAUUUACGUUACUGGCGUUGCGAAUUCCCGGGGUAACAGACCGCAUAAUGAGUAAAUACUUCCUCAGGCAGUUCUCCGAGUUUGAUAAGGAUAAGAUUUUGUCAGCAUACCAGCAGACCAGUAAGUUCGAGUACACGAGAGAUGUGGACUUCAGCACCGUAACAGACCUUGCGGAAAAGACAGUGGUCACCGAGACACUAGCCCUGCUUAAGGAAGGGGAGGUCAUAGAUUUGAUCGGGAAGACAGGGGAUAAGGUCAAGAAGGGGAUAGAGAGCCUGCACGAACGGGUGCACGGGGUUGACAGCAAGAUGGACAGAAUGGAAAAUGCGUUGUUAGUAAUGCAAGCGCAAGUGUCCAGACCCGCCCUCCCGCCCCAAGAGGCCGUGGUUCCGGUAGCUGUAGCAAUCCGGAGGUUUGGCAGGAGGGACCCGACCAACGAACAAUGCAAAUAUUGCACCAUGAUCGGGCAUUUCGUACGGGUCUGUCCGAGACUCAACCACGAUAUCGAGCGGCAGAGGUGCAAAAUCGAUGGCACCUUGAGUAAGCUACUGGGUACCAUGGUAUCGGUGUCUUUUCAGACCAUGCUGCAAGCCAGCCCGAGGCUGCUUAAAGGACUCGGGCAGUUACUAAGGCGUAAGCGCGUAGAGGUAGAGGAGGCCCCGAAACUGCAAGAGCAGGACACGGAAGAGGCCGAGGCGACGCAAGGAGUCUCCAACCUCCAAAGCAUUCCAGAGGGCCUGGGAGAUUUGGAGAAAGCCUUUGCGGACAUCCGCCUAAGCUUACCGGAUCGUGAAGGUGGCGAAGUCAUGAGGGCGCCACCCAGGACAAAGCUUAGCUUUCAUGCAUUACUAGUUGGGAAACUUAAAGUUCAAAUCGGAACUCACCACACUGACGCGUUAGUGGACGGUGGAGCAGAAAUCACCCUCAUACGACGAGAUUUCGCAACGGUCACGCGGUGUACGGUAAACAAGGAAGUUGCGGGGAGUAUCUGGGGAGUCGGUGGCGAAAUUCCUUUCACAGGGAAGCCCAACAAGACGCUUAGGCAGAUCCAGGACUUGCAGAAGCUAAAUGCGGUAACAAUUAGGGACGCAGGCUCGCUUUCACAGGCCGACUUAUUGGCAGAAUCUCAUGCAGGGCGGAGCAUUUACUCCCUGGUAGACUUGUACUCAGGAUAUGAUCAGUUGCCGUUCGACGCGAGGGAUAGACUGUACACCGCAAUGCAUACCCCCGCAGGACAGCUGCAGAUGCAAGUGACCUCUAUGGGCUUCACAAAUGCGGUAGCAGAAGCGCAGAGGAGGAUGCUCGCCGUUGCAGGAGAUAUGUUUUCGGAAAAGUGUGAACCUUAUAUAGAUGAUAAUCCUGUAAAAGGUGCAAGAUACAAGGACGAGGCGGAGGUCCAACCGGGCGUACGGAAGUUUGUUUGGGAUCACUUGCAGGAUAUUAAGGACCUGCCCCAGCGAUUCCUAGUUUACAAUAUUACUGCAAGCGGACCCAAGAACAUCCUGGCUGUCCCGGAAACAUACCUGUUCGGAAGGCGAUUCAUCCUAAGGAUCGAUCCCACCAACGUUGCUGGGGCCCUAAAGAACUACAAGCCUAUAGAUCCGACUGUUGGCAGAUGGAUAGGCUUCAUAUGGAAAUUCGACUAUAAGGUCGAGCGAAUUGUAGGGCUUCGAAAUAGGGCAGAUGGGCUGAGCAGGGUAUGUAUCACGCCAGAAGGAAUAGAGGACAAGGAACCAAUCGAUGCUUUCCUGGAGUAUGAAGGAGGGACCCUUGUGGUGGAUAAUGAGAUGGCAGAUCCAACAAUUACAACAGGUCAGUUACUGAUUCAGACCUUGGAAAAAGGCGGGCCUCCAGUAGUUGCAGAACUCAGGGAAGGACCAGCCACCACGGUCAGGCGUAAAGAGGAGAAGGACUCGUGGGGAGCAGAAGUAGGGGCCAGGGAAGAGUUGAUGGCGAUGGUCGUGGAAGGGGGACGGGACGCCGUAAUGAUGUUGGCCGAAACCUGGGCGCAGAAGGAGUGUCAGUACGUAGUCAACCUCACUCGGGAGGAGCAGGCUACGGAUCAGAACAAACAUGAAUUCUUUCUCAUACAGAUGUCUGAGGGCGUCUUCAAAAAAAUCGGUCUGCUGCUUGUAGGGAACAAACAAUCCACGAAAGUCAGUCCCAAGGCAAGGGAGGAAGUAGAAAAGCCGGAAGAGGGACAUUCGUCAAGGCAAGCUGAAGAGUCAAGCUCCAGAAAAAAGAAGUUGUAUGUGGGGUUCGAUCACAACCUAGUUGUGAGCAGGGGGGGCAGAAACCAAGGAACCAGGGGGACAUCGCCACUAAGGGAAGGGGAGCCAAUAGUCCUCCCAUCGAAAAGUGACACCAGCAGUGAGGAAGAGAGGAACCCGGGGAAAAGACCAAGGUUGGAGGAGGACGUGCCCGUGGAGUUUAUCGACCUCACCAGCGACGAGGAGGAAGAUGAGGUAACAACGCCCACAAGGGAAGAACGGGGAAGAGGGGAGCAUCCGGGUGAGAAAAAUGACAAAUGGAUAGAGGAGUUCGGACCUGAGUUCAACGAUUGGUUUGAUCAAUGGGGCACUAUCUUGCGAUUUCAGUGGAUUAUGAAGGCAAGGGAAAAGUUGGGCAGGGGGGAGGAUCUAUCCCCAACAACCUUCUUCACAGAACGGACACUCCUCCAGUUCCAAGGAAUAAAGAGGCAAAUGGAGCAGGAAAUGGAGGAUCGCGCAAGGAGGGAGGCUCAACGCAGGCCACUUGGACGAUAGAGGCACAACAGCCGUAAUGAGGAGCAGCUAGGAGUUGGGAGGGUUUGGUCCAUGGGCAGUCAGAGCUGCCAUUUUGGACUUCGCAUUUGAACUCUUUUGUGAAUAAAUUUUCUAAGCUCGA
Chara braunii is the source of this 3328-nucleotide messenger RNA. NCBI's taxonomy places the organism in Eukaryota, Viridiplantae, Streptophyta, Charophyceae, Charales, Characeae. The record is from the annotation of a GenBank genome assembly.